Molecule: messenger RNA, 441 nt
Organism: Pichia membranifaciens NRRL Y-2026
Lineage: Eukaryota; Fungi; Ascomycota; Pichiomycetes; Pichiales; Pichiaceae
Exons: 1
Coding region: 1-441 (146 amino acids)
Biological process (GO): proteasome regulatory particle assembly
Molecular function (GO): protein-macromolecule adaptor activity
Source: RefSeq, a predicted model, not a curated record
AUGUCAGAGUACAAGAGACCGAUUUCGCUUAUGGACUUCGAGAUUGCCGUGCACGACCUCUCGGACCAGGAAUUGGCGUCGAUAUUGGAAAAGCUACACGUCUCGAUCUCAAGACUGAUCCAGUCUAACGAGCUCAUGCAGAGUCUUAUGGACAAGGAGAAGAAGAAGAGUGAGGAGACGCACAUCGCAGACGGCGAAGUUGCGGAUGAGGACGACGAGUUUGAUACCCCUACAAAAGACGACAUCAAGAUUUACCGCGACAGCAUAAGCGAGAACGAAGUAGUCAUCGAGAACCAGCGGGCACGGUGUCGGAUCAUUGAGAAUGAGCUCGAGUUGCGGAACUUGCCCAGUAGCCGGCCGCAAGACGCACAGCACUACCGCUCGUUGCAGAACUCAAACGACGUGCCGAUCAGCACCGACAACGAGCAGAUUGCCUUGUAG